Hibiscus syriacus is the source of this 1934-nucleotide messenger RNA. Its product is annotated as probable sugar phosphate/phosphate translocator At1g06470. The coding region runs from base 286 to 1743 and encodes 485 amino acids. Gene Ontology annotation, biological process: UDP-glucose transmembrane transport. Gene Ontology annotation, cellular component: endoplasmic reticulum-Golgi intermediate compartment; Golgi apparatus; cis-Golgi network. The transcript has 13 exons. The record is from RefSeq and is a predicted model, not a curated record. Gene Ontology annotation, molecular function: antiporter activity. NCBI's taxonomy places the organism in Eukaryota, Viridiplantae, Streptophyta, Magnoliopsida, Malvales, Malvaceae.
UGUUAUAUAUAUAUAUAAUUAUAGUUAUAUAUAUUGAAGAUCCUCUCUUUGUUUCAGAUCCUCUCAGUCUUCUUCUUCGCUGUUAUGGAUCUCGUCGGAACUUGACCAGGUGAUAUAUGGGAUUUUGGUUGAUCUAACAUAAGCAUUGAGUGGCUGAUUCUCAGUUCAUUUGAUGCCCGGGAUAUUUGUUUGUAUACUAGCUUUGAUUGAUAAACCCGAGCAAAAUGAUAAUAGUCGUGUUCCAAUGCUGUGCAUAGAUGGCAUUAACUUAGAGUAAGAAAGGAGAUGGUAGAGAGUAACUUUAAUAAAGAAACAGUUGAAUACAUUGAGAUAACUGAUACUCAUAGGGCAAAUCAAGGUUCAGGUCUUCGCAGGGAGCCAUCCUUCUCUCGCUGGGCUGAUAAAGAUGGGACAAUUCAUUUGGAAGGCCGUUCUGAGAAUACUGCUUCUAGCAUAGAAGGUUCUGAUUUUGAGUUGCCUAUGCUUAAUCAGAGUGAGUUAGAAAACCGGUUUGUUGAAGGGAUUAGAUACAGUGAAUUUCCAGAGCAUCGUAUGCACUUGAAUGGUGGAAGUACCAUGGAAGAUCUAAACGGGAAAGAUAGAAACGGGAAAUAUACACCUUUCGAUGUUGAAAAUGAGUGUGUUGGGGAUAUAUCAGCAAAUAUUGGUGUUGAUGGAGCUAGUUCUAUUGUCAGUCCGAAAGCAUCUAGCAACAGUGUUUCUACAGCGGAUGUGUUGAAGACAUUGUUCUUUAUACUUGUGUGGUACACUUUCAGCACAUUUUUGACCUUGUACAACAAAACCUUGUUGGGAGAUGAAUUGGGGAAGUUUCCUGCUCCCUUGUUGAUGAAUACUAUCCACUUCACAUUGCAAGCUUUAUUAUCGAAGGCGAUAACGUGGUAUUGGUCUCAUAGAUUUCAGCCCUCUGUUCCAAUGUCAUAUAGGGAUUACUUUUACAGGGUUGUACCAACGGCUCUUUCAACUGCACUGGACGUUAACCUGAGCAAUGCAUCCCUGGUUUUCAUAUCUGUUACUUUUGCCACAAUGUGUAAAUCUGCAGCUCCAAUAUUUCUUCUCAUAUUUGCUUUUGCACUCAGGUUGGAGUCCCCAAGCUUUAAACUUUUUGGUAUCAUGAUGGUAAUCUCUGUUGGGGUUCUAUUAACAGUUGCAAGGGAGACAGAAUUUGAUUUUUGGGGUUUUGUCUUUGUCAUGCUUGCUGCUGUCAUGUCUGGAUUUCGCUGGUGUAUGACUCAAAUACUUUUGCAGAAAGAAGAAUAUGGUUUGAAAAACCCUCUUACCUUCAUGAGCUAUGUGACACCCAUAAUGGCAGUUGCGACAGCUGUUCUUUCUCUCUUCUUGGAUCCAUGGCAUGAAUUCAGAUAUAACAACUAUUUUAAUAGUUCAUGGCAUCUUGCUCGAACUUCCUUGUUGAUGCUUUUUGGUGGAACUCUAGCAUUCUUUAUGGUUUUAACAGAGUACAUCCUUGUUUCUGUAACCAGUGCAGUGACAGUGACAAUAGCUGGAGUUGUGAAGGAGGCUGUCACCAUAUUGGUUGCGGUGUUUUAUUUCCAUGAUGAGUUUACCUGGUUAAAAGGAGCCGGACUUCUCACGAUAAUGAUCGGAGUCGGUUUAUUCAACUGGUACAAGUACCUAAAGCUGCACAAGGAGUCACCUCCAAGUAAUCCUGCCGCAAAGUAUGUCAUCCUUGAGGAGGAGAUGGAGGAUCAAGAUUAUCAUCUUUAGAGAUUAAACAAUGUCCCGUUCGACGAAACCUAGAGAUACCGAGCAGAGUGUUGCCGCUGGUUUUCAGCUCUCGGGGUUCUACUACUUUGCUCAUCGCCAAUAACGUCGGUGAAACGGUAAUGUUUCCUGCAUUAAUAGAUGUCACAAACACAGUCUUGAUGUUGUACGGUUAAAUAUUAUAGGGGAAAACA